Andrographis paniculata is the source of this 1097-nucleotide messenger RNA. RefSeq lists its product as uncharacterized. The record is from RefSeq and is a predicted model, not a curated record. Bases 41 to 934 code for a protein of 297 amino acids. The transcript is spliced from 5 exons. NCBI's taxonomy places the organism in Eukaryota, Viridiplantae, Streptophyta, Magnoliopsida, Lamiales, Acanthaceae.
UAGCUAGAUUGGAAUACUCGAAAAAAAUAAAUAAAUAAACAUGUCUCGAGUGCUUCUAGACGAUCAAUUGUAUCUCAACAAAGAGAAAUUUAUUAGCUUUGCAUCGAAUCAGUUGCCUCUCCGUCGAGAGGAUGAAGCCAUUUUGAAGAAGUUUCUCGACUUGUCUAAGAUCAUCAUGGAUAGUCAGACAACUAAGUUAUUAUUACGUGAGAAUGGGCAGGAAAGAAUUUCCAAGAGAAGUGAUUUUGAAUCAAAUCCUGUAAUACAAGGCCAUGCUUCCAGCAUAUAUCGAAAGAUGAUAUCCCUUCAAGAUGGGAAAACUAAUUACGAUGCGAAGACAUGGGAGAUUCUUGAAUCAAGUUCAGAAAUGCCCUUGAAAACUAAGGGCAUACUAACCCUAAUUUCUUUUGCUGUUAUGUUUGGAAAGCUGCGGUUGGUCAUCGUGGCCAACGAGCGCGAUGAGCUCGCCAAGAACAUCGUGAUUCUCCAGAAACAGCCGUAUAAACAAGACACGAGCGAUGCGAAUUGGCUGAAUUAUAUCAGUAAAGUCACCAACCUUACACUGAAACUGGCUUACAAAGUUAUGGAUUUGAAGGAGAAUGAGCUCAACAACAACAGGGAACAAUACAAUCUCGUUCUAUCCACGGCUGUGUAUAGAAUCAUCCGAAUCAUGCUUAUUUGUUGGGCACAAGUGGUUCAAAUGUUGAUCAAGAAUAAUAGAAAGGAUGUGUAUACUUAUUUGUUCGAGCUUGAGAAUUGGGAAAGGACCCUUGGGGAUAAAUGUCAAGAAAUCGAUACCAUAAUCCCGGUUAAAGAACAACCCUCUGAUCAAACUCCCAAACUUAAUGAAGAAAGCCGUCUCAGUUUGGGUCCAAAAGACACAAGAUUUUGGCAAAAGCUGUGCCAGAUUAUAUAUCUAAGGUGUGAUUCAUAAUACCUACGAACUCCAUUGUUGUACACAAAUAUUUUUUAUCCAACUAUCAAGAAAAAUGUGUAUCAUCUUCACCUUCGUGUGUAAAAUAAUAUCCGUCAAAAUUAUGUCAGUUUUUAUUUUCUAAUUAUCUCCCAAAUUUAUGUAUAAUUUAUAUAUAAUACAA